This is a messenger RNA of Lethenteron reissneri (Far Eastern brook lamprey), 1685 nucleotides long. RefSeq names its product gap junction gamma-1 protein-like. Gene Ontology annotation, biological process: cell-cell signaling. Gene Ontology annotation, molecular function: gap junction channel activity. The record is from RefSeq and is a predicted model, not a curated record. Gene Ontology annotation, cellular component: connexin complex. NCBI's taxonomy places the organism in Eukaryota, Metazoa, Chordata, Hyperoartia, Petromyzontiformes, Petromyzontidae.
CCCCUCCCGUUCACAAGCGGCGGAGCGCAAGGGGGUCGGUCUGCGUGGACCAUGCGAGUGGGAUGUGCGUCAAGAGAGAGAGAGGGGAGAGCCGAUUGCCGUGACGCGCCCCACGGUGCGUGACGUCAUUUAUGGACGACCCUCUAAGUCCUCGUCAGCUCCGAGGGUCGGAGUUCAGCACUUCACUUCGAUCGCGGAGCGUCCUGCGAAGUUUUCGCAGUAGGACGGCGAUGCUGCUGCCGCUGCUGCCGCUGCUGCGUGCGAUGCCAGUCGAGUAACUUCCAGGUGCGUGACGGGCGCCGGACGUGGGCGGCGCCACCAUGAGCUGGGCAUUCCUGACUCGUCUGCUCGAGGAGGUGCACCACCACUCCACCUUCGUGGGCAAGCUGUGGCUCACGGCCCUGGUGGUGCUGCGCGUCGUGCUGGCGGCCGUCGGAGGCGAGACCAUCUACUACGACGAGCAGAGCAAGUUCGUGUGCAACACGGGCCAGCCGGGCUGCGAGAACGUCUGCUACGACGCCUUCGCGCCGCUCUCGCAUGCCCGCUUCUGGGUGCUCCAGAUCAUCUUCGUGUCCUCGCCGUCGCUCCUCUACCUGGCCUUCGCCGCCCACAAGGUGGCCAAACGGCCGGGCCACGGGCGGUGCCGUCGCGGCGGCGGCGGCGGCGGCGGCCACGGACAGAGCCGCGGCGCCCGCAGGGGCCUCAUGAUCCACCGAGGGCAGAACCACUUCCUGGAGGAGGGCGAGAGCAACUUGGAGGAGGAGCCCAUGAUAUUCGACGAUGCCGUGGGCCGGCAGAGGCACCGGCCCGACAGGGAGCACCGCCACGACGGGCGGCGGAGGAUCAGGGAGGAGGGCCUCAUGGGCAUAUACGUCUUCCAGCUCAUCUCCCGGACCGCGCUGGAGGGCGCCUUCCUGGCGGGCCAGUACUUCCUGUACGGCUUCGAGGUGGCGGCGCGGUUCGCGUGCGGCCGGCCGCCGUGCCCGCACGUGGUCGACUGCUUCGUGUCGCGCCCCACCGAGAAGACCGUCUUUUUGUUCGUCAUGUACGGCGUCAGCUGCCUGUGCCUGGCGCUCAACGUGUGCGAGAUGCUGCACCUGGGCGCGGGCACCGUCCGCGACGCGCUGGCCCGGAAGGACCGGGGCUCGCAGACUGCGCCGCGCGGCUCCCCCGAGCCGGCGUGCGGCCGCGAGUCCGGCGAGGAGAUGCCCACGGCGCCGUCGCUGCUCCAGUUCGAGCUGCGGCCCAUUUCCAAGGCCUCGCAGACGCCCGAGGGCCUCGCCGCCGCCGCCGCGGCCAAGCGGCCCAACGGCGUCGCGGAGCCGAGGCGGGGUGGCGGCGCCGACGUGCCGGACGUCUCCCCGCCGCGGAAAAACCUCGCGGAGGGCGGCGGCGGCGGCGUCGGCGCGGGGGGCCGUCCGAGCCUGCCGGUGGCCGGGGCCGAGCCGGCGGCUGCGGCUGCGGUGGGCGGGGACGGGAUGAGGGGUUCGGACAGCGGCGCCGGUUCGAGCGGCACGGCGGACGAGAACGUGGGCGGCGGGGCGGGGUCCAGCGCGAUGGAGCAGAACGUGGCCAACGCCCGGCACGAGCGGACCGCGACGACGCACCAGGCCCCCUCCGAGUCGGACAAGGGGGGCAGCACGAGCAGCAAGCAGAACAGCACCCGGUUGGCCGUGUGGAUAUGA